This is a messenger RNA of Amphibalanus amphitrite, 1843 nucleotides long. RefSeq names its product succinate--CoA ligase [GDP-forming] subunit beta, mitochondrial-like. The record is from RefSeq and is a predicted model, not a curated record. The coding region runs from base 131 to 1405 and encodes 424 amino acids. NCBI's taxonomy places the organism in Eukaryota, Metazoa, Arthropoda, Thecostraca, Balanomorpha, Balanidae. Gene Ontology annotation, molecular function: succinate-CoA ligase (GDP-forming) activity; ATP binding. Gene Ontology annotation, biological process: tricarboxylic acid cycle; succinyl-CoA metabolic process. Gene Ontology annotation, cellular component: succinate-CoA ligase complex; mitochondrion. The transcript is spliced from 10 exons.
CUCUUUCGACAUUUAUGGCAGCCGCUUUUUCUCGGCGGUCUCUAAUGUUAUUUUUUAGGCUUUACAGGUCCUUUUUGUCGGUGUUCAGAGCAAAUAUUAUAUUUUGUUGGGUUUUAAAAGCCAUUUCCGAAUGAUGGCUGCUUCAGCGCUACCGCGGAUGCUCAGCAAGGGGCUACUUGGUAGGAAGCUUGUUGGCAUCACACCCCUGGCCUCAUCAGUCAGGAACCUGAAUCUGCUUGAGUACCAGAGCAAGGAGCUUCUGGACAAGCAUGGAGUCACUGUGCAAAAGUUCAAAAUGGCAGAGUCUGCUGAGCAGGCCAAAGAAGCAGUCAAGACUUUCACCCCAGCGGAGUAUGUCAUCAAAGCCCAGAUUUUGGCUGGAGGCCGAGGCAAGGGCACAUUUGACAAUGGCUUCAAGGGCGGUGUGCACCUGACCAAACAGGCGGGUGACGUGCCGAUGCUGGUCUCCUCGAUGGCCGGCCACCGACUGGUCACCAAGCAGACGCCCAAGGACGGCAUCCUGGUCCGCAAGGUGAUGGUCGCUGAGUCAGUGGACAUCCUCCGCGAGACAUACUUCUGCAUCCUCAUGGACAGAGAGUACAACGGUCCGGUAGUGAUCGCCUCCCCGGACGGCGGUGUCGACAUUGAGGAGGUGGCCGAAAAGACACCCGAACGGCUGCGGACGGUGCCUAUCGACAUCCACGAGGGUAUGACGGAGGAGACGGCCCGAGACCUGGCCGCCUUCCUCAACUUCCACGGCGAGCUGCAGGAUAAGGCUGCGGCGGAGAUCCAGGCGCUCUACCGUCUGUUUUUGGCUGUGGACGCCACCCAGGUGGAGAUUAACCCGCUGAUCGAGACGCCUCAGGGACAGGUGGUGGCCGUAGACGCCAAGAUUCAGUUCGACGAUAACGCGGCGUUCCGUCAGAAGGAGAUCUUCGCCAUGGAAGAUUCGAGCGAGUCUGACCCGCGUGAGGUGGAGGCGGCCAAACACAACCUCAACUACAUCGGCAUGGACGGCAACAUCGGCUGUCUCGUGAACGGCGCCGGCCUGGCCAUGGCCACCAUGGACAUUAUCAAGCUGCACGGCGGUGAGCCGGCCAACUUCCUCGACUGCGGCGGCGGAGUGCAGGAGGAGCAGGUCAAGAGCGCCUUCCAGCUACUCACCAACGACAAGAACGUAAAGGCGAUCCUGGUGAACGUGUUCGGCGGCAUCGUCAACUGCGCCACCAUCGCCAACGGCAUCGUCAACGCCUCCAAGUCCAUCAGCCUGGACCUGCCGCUCGUCGUCCGACUGGAGGGUACAAACGUAAAUGAGGCGCGCAAGAUCCUGGCCGACUCUCAGCUACCGAUCAAGACGGCCACCGAUCUGGAUGACGCCGCGAUGAAGGCUGUGGCCAGUCUGUAGGAGCCUCUCUAGAAGCCUCUGCGGCGCGGGGCGCCAGGGGCGGCCGGUGCCGCAGCCGGCCUGUUGGCGUCCUGUGGUGGAGCUGAUGGCCAGGUGGGAUCUCUGGGAGAGGUGUGGCGGCAGUGUGUGACCGCCCCGGGAGCGCCCCGUGUGAGGGCUCCCCGCCGGAACGGUGAUGGGUGCCUCUCGUAGCCAUACGCCGCCGGGAGUUCCGAGUGGCUCUGUGCGAAUGUCAAUAGUGAGGGGUGUUACAGAAUGGUAUUGUUUUGUUGGUGCUAGCUGAAUGAGGCCUUUGUAAUAUUUGAGACGUUUCGGUGAUUUUUUCCAGUAUACUUUCUCACAUGGUGACAUUCCAGACACUGGGCCACGUCAUUGUGUGAUAUGGUGCGGCGUUUAAACCGCAAUGGUGCCUCAAAUAUAUCCCGGUGAACAUGGACA